UCUUCUACUUCUUUUUCAGUCCUUCACUUUCUUCUCCCUCGUCCUGUGCUCUUGCAAUGGCUGUCAGCUUGUCAAAGUUUCUGAAAUCCUACGGCUAUGAUCUGCUCUUGGGUUCUAUUGCUGCAUUUUAUGUCUUCACAGUGCCAUACACUAAGGUUGAAGAAAGCUUCAACGUUCAGGCAAUGCAUGACAUUCUAUAUCAUCGGCAUCACAUAGAUAAAUAUGAUCAUUUGGAGUUUCCUGGAGUGGUUCCUCGCACUUUUCUUGGUGCAUUGCUUGUAUCUACCUUGGCAUCUCCAGUCAUAUUGAUGAUAAACUUGCUGCACUUCCCAAAGCUUUAUGCUCUCUUUGCAGUUCGCAUGGCUUUAGGUUGCAUUGUACUAUCUACUUUACGCUUUUUCCGUCUUCAGGUCAGAGAUAAGUUUGGACAACAAGUAGAAGCGUUCUUUGUAAUAUUAACGACACUUCAGUUCCAUUUGCUGUUCUACUGUUCCCGUCCUCUUCCUAAUAUAUUUGCUUUGGGAGUAGUCAACUUGGCUUACGCAUUUUGGCUCAAGGGGAAGUUUUAUUCCGCUUUAAACUCUCUGAUUUUUGCUACAGUUGUCUUUAGAUGCGAUAUCCUAUUACUUAUUUGUCCCCUUGGCUUGGAGCUAUUGUUGACUAAAUCAAUUUCAAUAUGGGAUACACUGAAAUACUGCGUCUGGUUUGCUCUGGUUUGCAUAGGUCUUACCAUAUUGAUUGAUUCAAUUUUGUGGAGAAGGUUAUUGUGGCCUGAAUUUGAAGUUUUUUGGUUCAACUCUGUUCUGAAUCGAAGCUCUGAGUGGGGUACACAUCCAUUCCACUGGUACUUCACUUCAGCACUUCCCCGCUCAUUGCUAGCUGCAUACCCUCUUUUUCUGCUUGGGGUCUUCCUUGAUAGAAGGGUUCCAUUAUUCAUUCUUCCUGUUUUCUCUUUUGUUUUACUUUACUCCAAGCUUCCUCACAAGGAGCUCCGUUUUAUUAUUAGCUCAGUUCCAAUCUUCAACUUAUCUUCUGCAAUCGCUGCUAAUAGAAUCUAUAACAAUAGGGAAAAAAGUUUUUGGAAGUUGCUCUAUUUUAUGAUGCUCGGGUUACUUUUAGUCAGUCUAGGAUGCACUGCUAUAACCUUCAUGGCAUCCUAUGAGAAUUACCCCAGUGGUCAUGCUUUGAGAAAUUUGCAUCAAAUUGGUCAUCUUGCUAACCAUACAAAGGAAAAAUGGGUACAUAUUGAUACAUAUUCAGCAAUGAAUGGAAUAUCUCGUUUUUGUGAAAAUGACUUUCCAUGGAGGUACUCUAAAGAAGAAGAGAUUCCUCUGGGAGAAAUGUUCCAGAGAAAUUUCACCUACCUUAUAACAGAGCAUCCUGCUGUGAAUGGAUUCAAAUGUCUAUUCACUGUUGAUGGGUUCUCAAAAGCUCGUUUUCAACAUGGAUUCCCACCUAUUUCAGUGGUCAGAGAGCCCAAAGUUUAUGCUCAUGGAAAUGUAAUUAAUGAAGAUGUUAUGAAUAGAAAUUGGCCGGGAUGUUCAUUGUAGUUUUGGUUUGAAACUCGAGUACUACAAUAUGCUUUGGCUACACCUUCCAACUCAUAAAAUGGCAGGUCAAGAAUGGUAUUACUCUGGAGAUUGCCGUUUGAGGGAUCAUCUCCUUUCGUCAUAAAAAUAUUCAUUCUUAGAGUUAAGAGUGAAUCCAAUAUCAAAUCUGUGUAAUACUAAUAGGUGUUUCAAGUGAUCCCCAAAUUUGAAUUGGAGCAUAUGCAAUUUUUGAGUGAGUUUUGUUGUUUUGUUUUAAUGUUCUCUGACAUUAUCUAUGCCCAAUUUUGGAUGGUUCUUUUUCUUUCUUUUUUGAGCAAUGAAUUCAGACUUAGUUAUUUAGAAAACGAAGAAUUUUCUGCUUGGAUUUGUUUAAUGUGUUUUUCAUUACCCUUUGUUUGAA
This is a messenger RNA of Humulus lupulus (European hop), 1950 nucleotides long. Its product is annotated as dol-P-Man:Man(7)GlcNAc(2)-PP-Dol alpha-1,6-mannosyltransferase. Bases 57 to 1550 code for a protein of 497 amino acids. Lineage: Eukaryota; Viridiplantae; Streptophyta; Magnoliopsida; Rosales; Cannabaceae. Gene Ontology annotation, biological process: protein N-linked glycosylation. Gene Ontology annotation, cellular component: endoplasmic reticulum membrane. Gene Ontology annotation, molecular function: alpha-1,6-mannosyltransferase activity. The record is from RefSeq and is a predicted model, not a curated record. The transcript is spliced from 19 exons.